AUGGUUGGCGGAAUCGCACGUCUUCGUCUUUCUGAGGAGCGCAGAUUAUGGAGGAUGGAUCACCCACAUGGGAUUGUAGCUAGGCCUGAAACUGGUCCAGAUGGGUCUGCCAAUUUGAUGGUGUGGCAUUGUUCUAUCCCUGGAAAAACUGCGACUGACUGGGAAGGUGGCUUCUAUCCAAUGACAAUGCACUUUAGUGAAAACUAUCCUUACAAGCCACCCAAAUGCAAGUUUCCUCAAGGUUUCUUUCAUCCUAAUGUCUAUCCAUCAGGAAAAGUACGUCCGCAGUCUAUCCUUAAUCAGGACCAUGGGUGGAGUCCUGUCAUUACAGUUAAACAAAUUCUAAUGGGUAUUCAUUAUUUGCUUGAUUGGCCAAGCACUAAUUAUCCAGCACAAAUAGAAGGUUAUAAUAUAUACAUACAGGAUAAUGUUGAGUAUAAGAGACGAGUGAGACAGCAGGCUGAGCAGUAUCCAACUCUUUUCUGA
Messenger RNA from Solanum verrucosum, 486 nucleotides. Its product is annotated as SUMO-conjugating enzyme SCE1-like. Gene Ontology annotation, molecular function: SUMO conjugating enzyme activity. The record is from RefSeq and is a predicted model, not a curated record. The transcript has 5 exons. The coding region runs from base 1 to 486 and encodes 161 amino acids. Gene Ontology annotation, biological process: protein sumoylation. Gene Ontology annotation, cellular component: nucleus. Lineage: Eukaryota; Viridiplantae; Streptophyta; Magnoliopsida; Solanales; Solanaceae.